Molecule: messenger RNA, 369 nt
Organism: Cyphellophora attinorum
Lineage: Eukaryota; Fungi; Ascomycota; Eurotiomycetes; Chaetothyriales; Cyphellophoraceae
Exons: 1
Coding region: 1-369 (122 amino acids)
Source: RefSeq, a predicted model, not a curated record
AUGACACCUACGCCGGUGAACAGUACAUCCGACGGCAGAUGGGACGCCCGCUACCGCCCAAUCAAGCCGAAGCUGCAGUCUCAGUCCCACGACAUCCCCGAAUCUGCUCCAGAUAACACGUCAAACACAUUUGCUGGCACUCAGGGGACUCCCACUCACGUCCAUCCCGGUGUUUCCCAAUACCUUCAUUCUCAGUACCGUUCCGCCAAUGGGUAUGGCGACAACACGGUGCCAGAUCCAUACGCCUUCGAUCCAAAUCUCAUGCACCCUGCGGCCUCGACACAUGUUGGUCACAACAAGUUCACUGCCUACGGGCUGGCCCAAUUGCGACACUAUCCAGCCAGUCAUCGAGCGGCUGAAGGUACUUAG